This is a messenger RNA of Daldinia caldariorum, 1929 nucleotides long. RefSeq names its product globin-like protein. NCBI's taxonomy places the organism in Eukaryota, Fungi, Ascomycota, Sordariomycetes, Xylariales, Hypoxylaceae. The transcript has a single exon. Bases 505 to 1827 code for a protein of 440 amino acids. Gene Ontology annotation, biological process: cellular response to nitrosative stress; nitric oxide catabolic process. The record is from RefSeq and is a predicted model, not a curated record. Gene Ontology annotation, molecular function: heme binding; nitric oxide dioxygenase [NAD(P)H] activity; FAD binding. Gene Ontology annotation, cellular component: intracellular anatomical structure.
CAACCUUCCAAUAUCGCAUAGAAUCGGUGAUGACCGUAGAGACAUAUCUCACCACGCUAUCCCAUGCGCUAGAAAUUUUUCUACAAUAUACAUCAAGCUAGCGAAGCUUAACGCAUGACUCCGCAAAAGGCGGAACGGGAUAUAGCGCCUUACUAUGUAUGAGUCCGAGGCGGUAAGCAAGUUAUGAACAAGGUAUUAAAGACUUGGGGGAGCGUAUUCGUUAUCUACCUAACCUAUGAGUGACGAAACUUGGAUACCUGUUUUAAGAGCCUCAGGUUGAAACCUGUGCUUCGAAUAAUUGGACCAAUAUUCAACUAAUGCAAAUUGCGUUGUCAAUUUUUUAUUUUCCGGCCACUGUGUUGCUUUGACAUAACCCACCUCUACCCUUACUUAUAGAUCUCUACCUAUUUCCGUUCACUUGACAAGAGAUCUUGUUAUCUUCGAGAAAAAAAGAAAAGGAAGAAGAAAAAGGAAUACAAUACCCUAGGACAGCAACUAGCCGCCAUGGCUCUCAAUUACAAAGAAUCAAAAUUAGUCAAGGAUACACUUCCGUCCCUACGCCAACAUGGUGAACACAUUUCAACCGUCUUUUAUAAGACCAUGUUACGCGAUCACCCCGAACUUCAUAAUUACUUCAACACGGUGAAUAUGCACACGGGGAAACAGCCGCGCGCCUUGACGACACUUAUUCUAGCCUUCGCCUCCAACAUCAUCAACAUCAGCGAACUGACGCCGAAGUUGGAACGAGUGGCCCAAAAACACGCCUCACUAAACAUCCAGCCCGAACAAUAUGAGAUCGUCGGGAAAUACCUACUGCGCGCCUUCUCUGCCGUCCUGGGCCCUGCCAUGACCCCCGAGGUGAAAAUGGCGUGGACGAAAGCUUACUGGGUCAUGGCAAAGAUGUUGACUGGCCGAGAAGCCCACAUUUAUCGGGAGUUUGAGGACUGGCAGGGCUGGAGGAAAUUUAUGAUAUAUAGAAAGAAGAACGAGACGGUGGAGGGAAAUAUCGUUUCUUUCACUUUGAAGCCCGUCGACGGAAAGCCUUUACCACUCUUCAUGCCGGGCCAGUACAUCACAUUGAGAAUCACAGUGCCCGGCAUGAAGUAUGCCCAGCUCAGACAGUACUCGCUAAGCGAUGCACCCAGCCACGACCACUACCGAAUCACCGUUAAGAGAGACCAGGGGUCGAACUGGGAUUACCUUAAUAACAAGUCUCAAGACGAUAUUAUGACAAUAUCCUCGGCAGCCAGCAGCGCUUCAGAUAGCAGCAUCGGCAGCGUGCAGCCGUGCAGGCCUGGCGUUGUCUCCAAUUCGCUCAUCGACGAGUUCCACGAAGGCGACACGAUCGAGCUGACGCAUCCGUCAGGCUCCUUUUUCCUGAAUACGAAAUUGGACACGUCGAUGCCCCUCGUGCUCAUUUCCGCCGGCGUGUGCGUCGCCCCGCUGAUCUCCAUGCUGAACACCGUUGUGGAGAAGCGAAUCAACAGGCCAGUGUCGUGGAUCCAGGCGUCCCGGCACGACGCCCCCUUCCAGGCGCACGUCGAGAACAUGGCCAAGAGGCACCCGAAUAUGAGAACUAAGUUUUUCAAGUCGAGGCUGUCGGAUAGCGACGUGCUUUCGUAUACUUCGACUUUUGAGAACGACUUCCUCUCUCUCACAUCCGAAGACCUGUGCCUGAGCAACGGCUCAUCCGAGUACUACGUAUGCGGACCCGAAAAAUUCAUGAUGCAGGCGUCCGAACACCUACAUCGAUACGGUGUAAAACCGGAGAGAGUACAAUUCGAGAUCUUUUCGGUAGGUAGUUUCGAGAUGAGAUUCGAAGACUGAGCGGGAGAGUGAAGUUAGUCAGUCAGUCCAUAUGAUGGAAUUAUUAGUCUUGAGUAGCCAUCUGCGGCACUACUUGAUACGACGCUUCGUGUUUCUCCGACG